AUGGGGACUUCUCCGGAGCCGGAGACUGCUCAGCGACCGCCGAUGGUUUCGUCCUUGUCUUCUGCCUCCUCCAGGCGGCUGGUGACACCGUGCUGGACGCACGAUGAGACGGUAGCGCUGAUCGACGCCUACCGGGAGAAGUGGUACGCCCUCCGCCGCGGGAACCUCCGCGCUUCCCACUGGGAGGAGGUCGCCGAUGGAGUUCGAGAUCGCUGUCAGAGCGUCGGCGCCGCAACGACGGGUUUCAAAACAGCUGUCCAGUGCCGUCACAAGGUCGAGAAGCUCCGUCAGAGGUAUCGCGCUGAAAAGCAGCGCCUCGCCCUCAGGGGCAACUCUGGUAAACCCCGUUUUUCUUCCUGGGUCUACUUCCGCAAGAUGGACUCCAUGGAGCUCGGCUCCACAGCUGGAGAUGGCGCCAUCCCUUCCAGUGCCCCCCUUUCCUCUUCUUCAGAUGAUGGAAAAGACGACCACAAUGUUAGUGCUGGCAACCCCAAGGAAAGUGCGCCGAUUAUCCAACGCUUCAAUUCAAGGGACGGUGAAGUUGGAGAAGUUGGCAGCAGCCUGGUGAGUGAUGGAUUGAAAUUCCGGAUCCCGAGGGCGUUGCGAUCCAAGGUCAGUGGAACCAGGCCUGAGGAGAGGACGAAUGCACCUGUAGGUGCCGGCAAACCCAAAUUGGGCAAUGGGUUCUUCAAUGGUUUCUCCGGGCCACCAAGACCAUUCGGGUUGGAGGAGAUUGGGCAAGGAGAACAGCAACAGAAGAAGGGGAGUAUAGUCUGGGAGAUGGUCGCAGCAGUGAAGAUGCUCGGAGACGAGUUCACGAGGAUAGAGGAGAUGAAGAUGAAGAUGGCAAGGGAUAUGGAGAAGGUGAGGAGGGAGAUGGAGUUGAAGCGCACUAAAAUGAUCCUCGAUUCCCAACGUCAGAUUGUGGACUACAUCAGAGGUUUGCAUGAGAAAAAUGGAGCCAAGGUCAAGCCCAAGCAAUAG
Molecule: messenger RNA, 984 nt
Organism: Spirodela intermedia
Lineage: Eukaryota; Viridiplantae; Streptophyta; Magnoliopsida; Alismatales; Araceae
Source: the annotation of a GenBank genome assembly